Messenger RNA from Geodia barretti, 1138 nucleotides. Lineage: Eukaryota; Metazoa; Porifera; Demospongiae; Tetractinellida; Geodiidae. The record is from the annotation of a GenBank genome assembly.
ACGCCCACCAAAACGUGCAGUGCAUCUGCAAAAAUAUAGCUGAAGAGGGUGGAACACAGAGAGAAAGCGAGUUAGCAAUGGAUCUAUCAGACUACGGUGUAAGAUGUUUCUCACGUUACGUACUCCUGAAACGAGCUUUUUUCUCGACUUUUGCAGGGGUAUCCGGCGCUUGUGGUUGCACUGCUAGCCGCUGUGGGCGUAUCUCUAGCCGUUAGCUACCUCUCCAAGAAAGGAAGCGAUGAAAAAUCCAAAGGUCCACCUGCACCAAAACCUAAAAAGGGUCCAGUUGCGCUCGUGCCGCAAAAGAAAGCUGCCUACAAGAUGACCGAGAAGGAGAUUAUUAGUCACGGCACGCGAAGGUUCACCUUUGAACUUCCGUCACCUCAACACGUCCUCGGACUGCCUGUUGGUAAUCACAUGUACCUGAGUGCCACAAUAGAUGGUAAGUUGGUAUCUCGCCCGUACACUCCGGUCACCUCCGACGACGAACAAGGAUACUUUCAACUUAUCAUCAAAGUCUAUUUUGCUAAUGUCCACCCGAAAUUUCCAGAAGGUGGGAAAAUGUCUCAGUAUCUUGACUCACUCAAGGUUGGUGAUACUAUAGACAUUACUGGUCCGGCCGGUAAGGUGAUCUAUUUGGGGCGUGGCUACAUCCGCGUCAAGUAUCCAGGGAAACCGGAGCAGAUAAGAUUUGCGACUGAUAUCGGACUAAUCGCUGGAGGAACAGGCAUCACUCCAAUGCUCCAGAUCAUAAAGGCCAUCCUCAAGGAUCCGUCUGACACCACACGAGUCUCCCUCCUCUUUGCCAACCAGUUGGAGAACGACAUCCUUGUGAGGGAGGAGCUGGAGGAGAUGGCGGAGAAACACGACCAGUUCUCUCUUUGGUACACUCUGGACAGACCACCCGAGAAUUGGUCAUAUGGUUCAGGGUUUGUUAGUGGGGAAAUGAUUUCCACCCACCUCCCUCCUCCUGGACCGACCUCUCAGAUCCUCAUGUGUGGACCUCCACCCAUGAUCAAGUUUGCCUGUCUCCCCAACAUAGAGAAACUGGGCUUUAGUGAAGACAUGUAUGUCCCCUUCUAAGACAAAGGGGCUGUUUUCUGCAUAUAAUUAUUAUAAUGCUAUUUUCGGGUAUAAU